Molecule: messenger RNA, 5948 nt
Organism: Onychomys torridus (southern grasshopper mouse)
Lineage: Eukaryota; Metazoa; Chordata; Mammalia; Rodentia; Cricetidae
Gene: Mbd1
Product: methyl-CpG binding domain protein 1
Exons: 17
Coding region: 304-2226 (640 amino acids)
Molecular function (GO): zinc ion binding; DNA binding
Source: RefSeq, a predicted model, not a curated record
AAGCGGCAGUACGCAGGCGCUGGAGCCACCCCACUGAGGGCAGGCGUGUCAGGGUUGCACACAGGUUCUGUUCACGGUCGGAGCCCGAAAGGCAGCCCGUGGGUUUCCGGUUCCGGGAGUAGCCAACGGCUGCGGAGGCCACAACUAGUGCUAAGGAGGAGGCUGCGGUGGAAGAGGAAGGAGGAGAAGAGUGGAGCAGGCGGGACGCGCGGGCGGGAUCCUCCCCAUGGGUCCACGGGCCUAGAGCGCUGGAGGCUGCGUGCCUCGUGUCAAGCUGGCUUCUGUUCUUUUCCUGAAGCAUCUAUGGCUGAGGACUGGCAGGACUGCCCAGCCCUGGGCCCUGGCUGGAAGCGACGUGAGGCCUUUCGAAAGUCAGGGGCUUCUUGUGGACGCUCAGACAUCUAUUAUCAGAGUCCCACAGGAGAGAAGAUUCGAAGCAAAGUUGAGCUGACUCGAUACCUGGGCCCUGCAUGUGAUCUUACCCUUUUCGACUUCAGACAAGGCAUCUUGUGCUAUCCAGUUCCCAAGACCCAUCCCUUGCCUGCCCCCAGCAAGAAGAAAAAGAAGCCUUCUAAACCAGCCAAGGCUAAGAAAUGUCAGGUUGGGCCACAGAAGAGUGAGGUCAGGAAGGAGACUCCACGGAAUGAGCAGAAGGCUGGCGCUCGUGCUGGCGCUGCCUCAGGCACAGCCCCAGGCCCAGCCCCAGCCCCAGCCCCAGCUUCAUUACCUGCACUUGGGUGCUGUGAGAAUUGUGGGAUCCACCUCUCAUGGGAUGGUAUCAAAAGGCAGAGGCUGAAAGCGUUGUGCAAAGACUGCCGAGCACAGAGAAUUGCCUUCAACCGAGAACAGAGAAUGUUUAGGAGAGUUGGCUGUGGAGAGUGUGCGGCUUGCCUGAUAAAAGAAGACUGUGGGGCCUGCUCCAUCUGCCGCCUGCGGCUGCCCCAUGACGUGGCCUCAGAGCUCUUCUGCAAGUGUGAGCGAAGACGCUGCCUCCGGAUCGUGGAGAAGAGCCGAGGGUGUGGAGUGUGCCGGGGUUGUCAGACCCAAGAGGACUGUGGCCGGUGCCGAGUCUGCCUUCGCCCAGCCCGCCCUGGUCUCAAGCGCCAGUGGAGGUGUUUGCAGCGGCGCUGCUUCUGGCACUUUGCUCACCGCUUCCGUGGUCACCCUCAAGGAUGUCACCAGUGCCCUCCUCAGGUUGUGGUUUCCCCUACUGGUAAGCGUGACCGUCGUAAGAGCAGCUCGAAGGCGGCUGCCCGGCAUCACUCCCGAGCUCAGCCACUGCCUCCACUUCCUGCAUCCCAGCACCCAGAACCCACGGAGCUGCGCAUCAGCGACCUAGCGCCCACAUCACCUGCUGAGCUCAUCUAUUACUGUGUAGACGAGGACGAGCUACAGCCCUACACGAACCACCGGCAGAACCGCAAGUGCGGGGCCUGUGCAGCCUGCCUACGGCGGAUGGACUGUGGCCACUGUGACUUCUGCUGCGACAAGCCCAAAUUCGGGGGCAGCAACCAGAAGCGCCAGAAGUGUCGUUGGCGCCAGUGCCUGCAAUUUGCCAUGAAGCGGCUGCUGCCCAGUACUGGGUCAGGGUCUGAGGAGAGAGCAAGAUUGCCUCCAUGUCACCCUUGUCGAAAGAGGCCUGGUUCUCCUCGACGACCCCAUCUGAGCUCUCCCUCAAAGGCCCCUUUGGCUGUGCUCACAACCCCAGCAGGUCCUGCCCAGGCUUCAGCAAAGCAGCAAGCAGGUAGAGGCUUUGUGCUGUCUCCACCUGACACAGACUUUGUGUUUUUACAAGAGGGUGCCAGCAGUCCUGUGCAGGUGCCUGGCCCUGCUGCAGCUUCUUCAGAAGCCCCAUUACAGGAGGACCAGUGCUGUGCCCAGAGUUGGGGUGUAGCCAUGCCCCAGGUGAAGCAAGAGAAGACGGAUGCCCCAGAGGAGUGGACAGCAGGCACAGCCUUCCUGACCUCUUCAACACUGCAGCCUGGCUACCCUAGCAAGGCAGUAGACUCAGACCUUCCACCCGUGAAACAAGAGCCCCCUGGCCCUGAGGAGGGUAUAGAAGGAAACAGAGAAGAUUAUGUCUCUGAAUCAGCCCCAGAGGAGGAGGCAGGAGGGGUUGGCACACCAGUGAUCACGGAGAUUUUCAGCCUGGGUGGAACCCGUCUCCGGGAUGCAGCAGCCUGGUUGCCAAGGGCUCUCUUCUUGGGGAAGGAACACAAGGACUGAUGCUCCAUGAUGAGAGUUGAAAGAAAAAAGACAAAGUGAGGCUGGUCCUCAACUCCCUAAGAAAAUCCUUUUAAGAAUCAGACUUGAUGUAAUACAUUCUUACUCAGAAGAUCACCAUUUGUGGUCUUGAAGGCCUUUGAAGUCUCCACGAGCCCAUUAUUGGGCGAGCUGUCCCUGAUGAUGGGAAGAAUGUGUAUCACACAGAUGACAUUGGACUUGCCCAAGCAAUAGAGUUGGUUAAGAGAUUGGGCUUUAAGUGACUCUGUGAGCUGAGUCUGUGUGUAGCUGUGUGAUUUCAAGGGUAUCCCCCACUUCCUAGAAUAGCCUCUGUGGGUAGAUUUGGGCUCUGCAUCCAAACCUUUCCUGUUGAGUUGACUGUUUGAGAUGCUGUGUAGAACUGUCCCCAUAUGUCUAGUGACAGAAGUGAGGAGGGGACCAUUGUAGUGGGAGGACCACCCCCAUGGUUAAAAAUCUCUUUGCCCAAGCACCUAGAUUCCUUGGUUCCCACACACCAGUUUUAACUGCUAGAAACUUGCCAGUGUACCUUGUAGAUAGCGGGUGGAGAUGACUGAGACUCUGCCUGGUGUACAGCAGUUGGGGACCUCCACCGGUGAUGAUACUGCAGGCUGUGAGGCUUAUCUCCAAGGAGAUGCAGGAGCUUAUGAUUUUCUGGAAGAUGAAAUUGUUUCCUCUUAACAAAGAAGUGCUGUACUGUUUGCUUGCUAGUCUUUAGAAGAAAGAAAAGUGAGUAUAGGUGAAAAAGGAGAAAUUGAUGCAGGUGCAGUAUAGUAGGAAAUGGUUUUGUGAUGCUAUUUUAUACGUGGCAAACCUCAUUCAACAGACAGACCUGCUCCCUCUUCUCUAGGUCCAAGGACCUUAAAAAUCCUGAAGCUAAAAUGCAGUAGACUGGAGGCCUCUGCUGACUGUAGGCCUGAAGGUGAUAUUUGCAGAUCGGCUUUAUGAGAAUCAACCCUGGGAGUUGGGCUAGGCCGUGGUUUGGUUGCAGAGCUUGUUUAUGAAUCAACCCUAGGAGAAAAUCCUGCAAGCACAAUCGAGGAACAGGCCUGCCCAGUCCUGGAAGCUUAGCAGCAGCAGCUGGAGAGGAAGAGACAGAGUACAAGGCUGGGAGAACGUCUGCUCCUCCAAGGGUCUCAAGGCGAUGAGAAGUUGGAUGUAGGCAGGGAGGGAUAUACCUGAAGCUGACAGACAGCUCAGACAAGCCGUCUUCAUAACUGUUGGUUGGUGGCUUCUGCAUGAGACCUGGCAGUGCGUCUGAACACUUUCUCAGGGAAACAGCAGUUGAAAUGCUAUGGAAUAAAGGAGGAAAAGGCAUUGCUUGGUGAGCUCCUCCUGUGGAGCCACUUCCUAAACCCUUGCAGUAGUCCUUAGGAAGACAGUGAGUGACAGUGUGCACUUUUGCAGGUGGGUAAACAGACUCAGAGAGAUGAAUAUUCCCAGUGUCCAACAGCUAGUGUUGGUAGAGUCUAGAAACACAUCAGGCUAUAACAGCUCUAUUCAUUAAUCCACUAAACUGUCAAUUACAAUCUUUUGUGCAAUAAUGUAUAUUACAGUAACAGUUUUAGUAACUCUGAAAAUAGCAGUGGAUCACUAUGAAUAUGCUAAGAUAUCCUUUACACUUUUGCCUCCAUUGUGGUUUAGGGAUUCCAAGACUGUGGGUGGAUAGGGUCACCUGGUCAGAGCAUUGGUUCAUUUAGAAUCUAGAUUCCCUGCAGGCCCUGGAUGCUGCAUAGGAUCCCUGAAUCCCCAAAGUGUGUUCUUCCCCACUGCUGGCUGACAGUUUACUUGAGCCCAGAUGGUCUCACUUUGGCCGGGGCAGUGCUGGAACUAAAGCUGUCAGCCUGGCCCGUCUUUUUCUGGUAGAACUAAAGCUGUCAGCCUGGCCCAUCUUUUUCUGGUAGUGUCUUUUCUCUGAUAACUUUUGUACUUGUUUCCUGCCCUUAGCCCACAUGUCUGUUAGGAGGCUGAAUGAAUUUAUGCACUGAGUCCUGCCCUAGGGCCGGACUUGGCUCAGCCUUACCUCACUUUCUAUCCUUAAAAUGCCAAAAAGAUAUAUAAUUGGUUGCUUAGCCAGCUUUAAGGGGCUAGGACUGAGUGCCUCGUCAUACUUUGGGUCCUGUGUGCCCCUUUGCUUUAGCCUAGCCCCAGCCCUGCUGCUCUGGGUAAUUCAGAUGGGGAUUACUCAUCUCUUAUUUCCACCUCACAAGGCACAGUUCUCUCCCACCCUCUACUCUUCCUUUGCCCUGCUUUGUCUACUUCUGUCCUGGAAUCAUACUGCUUUUUAACCCCCAGAGCACAUCACUUGUCCCUAGUAUUCUGGUAAUUCUGACAGUGAUGUUCUAAGAGUAAUGUCUUUGGCUGGCAUUUGACUUGUGAAUGAAGAUUCUGAUUACUUUGUUUUAACUAGGGUACAGUCAAAAGCUCAGAACCACUACAAAGAAGAGUGUAUGUGUUUUAAGGGAAAUUUGGGAGACAUUUACAUUAUAUAAUUUUGGGAGAUAGUUUAAUAGCCUCUAAGGCUGUCAUUUGUGUAUAAUGCUGGAACUUAAAAGUAUUCAGGACAGGCAGUCAGAAAGGGAAGGUGGAUGGACACAAGGGAGCCCAUGAACAAGAGUUGGAAUUCAAGAAGAUGGCCUGGAACCCAUGUCAGUGUUUCGUCGUCUCCAGCUUCACUGAUGUCUGUGUCCUGCAGAAGCUAGUGUCCUUCCUCAGAGGGAAGGAGCAUCUGACCUAGGACUAGAGAAGCUGAAGGAAGACCCCAGGGAAGCUGCAGCAGCUGAAAGUCUGCCUGUAGGACUUGCUGUUCCCCACCAAGGUGAGACAGCAGAUUAGUGACCACUUGUAUGAACUGCAGCAUGCCUGUUUGCCUGCACCAACUCCAACAGCCCGCCGCUGCUUCACUUCUGCUAACCACAAUGUUUCUGGAUUUUCUUAACUAGAAGUCUGUGGGGAUGGAUUCUGGGAAACAUAGUCUAGUCAAGGUGACAUGUUAGAAAGCCACCCUGCCAUGAUUCAGCUCCCAAAGGUCUCAGCAAUCACCUGAGGAUAACUGACAGAACUACAUUGGGGAAAUCGUAAAGACCAUGGAUUUCAUGAUGGUCCCAGCAAGCAGAGAAAUCCUGUCAAGCUCAUCCAUAACAGUCUUGCUGGUCUCAGCUGUAUUUGUGUUAUUCAUCCAAGUAUUGAAAACUUGGCCCAUAGUUAUCACUGUACAUGAUACUGAGGUCUAGAAAUGCAAUUUUAUAAAAUGCAUCAGCAUAUAUUACAAGUGAUACAAAGAUCUCCAGUUUAUUAUGGAUGUUGAUGCUCAAAAUAUAGAAUCUAGUAUACUGUGGAGAAGCCAGUCCUUGUUUGAGUUUUUUUGAGAUGCUCUAGAAGUUGGAAACAAGUUAAUUGCUUCUAUUUCUAAGCUGUUCUAUUUUAAAGUUAUUUUAAAAUAAUUUUCUUGUUCUACUUAUUGGUUUCUAUGUUAGUUUUUUCUUUGAGGAAUGUUUGGUGGUGGUAACAGUGUUGACUGCUGUGGAAAACUUGGGAUAGUGGGUGGCAAGAUGAAGGUCAGUUCUGACAUUUCCCUAGGCUUCAGCUUGCCGUAGCUGCAGGCUGAGGCACUGUGUUUGCUAUUCAUUCACCUUGCAGUCUAAAAGUCUCCUCCAGGCCUGGACUGGUUGAGAAGACCAUUGGGGUAGAUUCUAAAGCUGGUGCCG